Molecule: messenger RNA, 2423 nt
Organism: Nematostella vectensis (starlet sea anemone)
Lineage: Eukaryota; Metazoa; Cnidaria; Anthozoa; Actiniaria; Edwardsiidae
Product: universal stress protein MT2085
Exons: 8
Coding region: 809-1762 (317 amino acids)
Source: RefSeq, a predicted model, not a curated record
CUAAACAGUAAUACUAUUAUUGUAUUAUUUAUGUUUAUUAAUUCAUCCAUUUAUUUAUUUAAGAUGUUUGUUGAACGAUCUUGCUAUGCGUUUUGGCGCUAUGGUUUUCAAUUCAGCUUAUCCCCGGUACGCGCCAGUGUUGAUCGGUAACCAUCCCGUUUCUCAGGUCAAAAUAUUUACAAAAUUACUUGUAAAUAUUUGAUGCCAUCAUCCUAUGCUUCGAUUCUCUAAUUAUAAAAACAUCUGCCUUUGUGCAGCAAUAGCGCAUUUCCGUAAACUUUACAUUUGUUUAUUCCUACACCAAUUUGCCCAUUUUUAGUAAAACUAUAUUUUCUGUUUAUUAGUAUGCGAUUGAAGCAGACGAGACUCUCGAACAUAAUUGUUUUGAAUUUAAAAUAGACCAAGCCCCCCAUAAGUAUGCUGUUUAGCAGACGCUUAUAGUGUGUGUGACAAUGUCGCGAGUAUCUUUAAGAGCGGCUGCUAAGCAGACUAACUCACUGGCAGAUUGAAUGAAUUAAAUAAACCAAAAUCCGAACUUUCGGCUUUCCUUGUGCUUUCUCUUCGAAGACGUAAAGGAGAUGCAGAAUUGUUAAGUAAUUAAAACAAGACGAUAGAUUCAAUUAAGUAGAUAUAAACGAUUGGCUAAAGCAACUCAAAUAUUUAUUGGUUAUCACCAGUUAGACAACUUUAGAAAAAAGAACUAAACCGCAUUGACAGUGGCAGGUCUGAGGGCAGAUGUUUGUGAGGAGAAAACGCUACAAGAUACCACUCAAAGAGAGCGGAGUCCACGGUUAAAUAGCAUUGAAAGAUGGCGGAGAACGAUGCGAAAGAGAGCGCGGAAAAGAAAGGGAAAGCUGUUCUAGUCGCUGUAGACCAGAAAUCACAUAGCAAAUUCGCUUACGAGUACUAUUGCCAGAAUAUUCACAAGCCCGGCGAUGAUCUUACGAUAUACUACUGUCACAAACCUCUGGAUGAGCCCGCUGACCCAUAUACAAGGGGAUCGUUUGACUUCAAGCAAAAGAAGAAGCAUCACGAGGAGGAAAGAGAUCAAAUGAUCAAAAUCUACACUGGCGAGUGCAAGAAAAGAGGGAUCAGUGCGCACAUUAAAGUUGACGAGAAGCACAAGAAGGCGGGCGAGGGAAUACUUGACUGCGCAAUAAUGAACAGUGCCGACAUGAUAGUGUUGGGCUGUCACAAGGAACUCAGCUCAAUACGACGUCAUCUCUUGGGCGGAGUCAGCGAUCAUGUGAUGCACCAAGCCAAGGUCCCUAUCCUGAUUGUCCACGAGGGAGGAUGUGACGCAAGCAAAGAUAACCCUCACAAGAGGGUAAUGCUUGCAGUUGACGGCAAACUACACAGCAAGAACGCUUUCAAAUAUUACUGUGAUAACAUCCGUAAGGACGACGAUGAGGUCUAUUUGUACUUCUGCCACAAGCAUCUUGAAGAGCCGGCAGAUCCUUACGCCAAAGCCUCGGAGGAAUUCAAGGUGAAGAAACGACAACACGAAGAUGAAAGGAACGCGGUGAUUGACUCGUACAAGGCGGAGUGCAAGGACAGACAGAUAAGUGCACAUAUCAAAGUUGAUGAAAAACACCGAAAAACCGGUGAAGGCAUUUGCGAGCACGCCACGACGAACAACGCUGACAUGCUAGUUAUGGGUUCUCGCGGGCUCAGCUCUAUCCGCCGUUACCUUUUAGGGGGUACCAGCGAUCACGUGCUUCAUCACGUGAAGACACCGCUGCUCAUUAUACCCGAGCCUUGAAAGUCACGUGGUUUUCCUGUGACUCCCAUGUUGCUUCUUCAAAUAGAAACAAGCUAUUAAAGAAUUUAUUUUUAGUGCAAACACCAAUAGUAUAAUCAGGUGCGGCUCCAGGAUUUCAAAAUGGGGGGUAGAUAAUGGCCGGAUAAACGGCUUAUAACUGAUCCAGUGCUUCUUGGUAGAAGGUUGGGUCACAUAGAUCUCAGAUGUUUACUUAAAAAGGGGGGUAGAUAUACAUCCAAUCCCCCCUUUUUAAGUAAACGCCCCUGAUAAUCAGCCGUCGUUUUGUAAUCCUAGAAAAAUACCGAAAUGGAUGCGAAAAAGCAUCCUUUGCCAUCGGCUGAUUUGGCAAGGCUAUUGCGCUAAUUUGGACAAUAAACCCUAAAGAUUUUAUUUCAGCUGGUCAUUCUGAUUUCCUCUCAAUAUCAUCUCAAGACGUGUGGCUUGCUAUGCCUUCGAGAAGAUACCCGCGUGUUCAGCUGCGCACAGUUUUACGGUGGGCUGAAAGAUUUGUCGACGGUUUAUUUUAUAGAUACAAGCGGGUGGCAAAGAGAGGAAUUAAAGCUUACCGCGCAAGGAAUGCUGGGCCUUUUUGCACAAGAUACAAACAUUAAUUAUAUUCCUUUAUGUUUCUUUAUUGAUUAAAAACAAUGUCAAUAUUUAA